This is a messenger RNA of Nezara viridula (southern green stink bug), 237 nucleotides long. NCBI's taxonomy places the organism in Eukaryota, Metazoa, Arthropoda, Insecta, Hemiptera, Pentatomidae. The record is from the annotation of a GenBank genome assembly.
AUGACAACGUUUAAAAAAAUUAACGCUCUUGUUAAUGAAGACCAUCACCGAACCAUUGAUCAACUCUCUGAGAUGUCUGGAGUGUCCUGGAGUUCAGUUCAGAGGAUUGGUUCAAUCACUACGAAAAUACACCUGCCCACUCUGUGGUGUCUGAAGCAGUUUUUGACCAAGAAUGGUGUGACAUCUAUUGUUCACCCUAACCCCCUUCCUCUAUUCACUAAACCUAGCCCCUUGUGA